GCUAUGCAGAGUUUAUAAAUAACCUUGAAAAUGGAAAUAAGAAAGUUAUCAAUGGUUUUUUUGACUUAUAUGAAUGGGUAGAUGAAUGGGUUUUAGAAGUAACUCAAAUGCUUAAAAACCCAUAUUUGAGGAAUAAGCGCGUUGUUGGACAAACAUCAACUGUAAAAGCCAUUCAUAAAAAAUUUCAAAGAUCACAAAACAAAUGUAACCAAAUAAAAAAUGGAAAUUCUAUUGUACAUUUAAAUAAAUCCAAAGUUAAUAAACCAGAUAGCAUUCAAAAUACUUCUAAUUUGAGAAAAUCCCACUCCAAUACAAACAAAGAAAAUAUAAGCCCCGAUAAAAACACCUAUAUAAAAUCUAAAAAGAUCCAAAACAAGAAAAAGACACUUCAAGAUAUUUCCGAGAUCUCUACUGUACUUGCCAUUGAAAAUAACUCAUUGAUUGACAAUACAGGCAUUAGCGAUAUGACGACCACGAUAGGUGGUAGGAUACUGAGACCGAGGAAUAGAGCAAACCAAACAAUAGAAAAAUCAAUUUCUAAAACCAGACGCCGAAAAAGGGUGGAAAAAGAUAGAACCACAAUUUUGGAAUCCGCAAUAGAAAACGAUGAAAUUAUUAGUACUAAUUUAUGCGAAGAUUCCGACACAGUCGCCGAUAUGCCGAAAGAGGAUAUACCAGACAAAAUCAUUAGUAUUAAUUUGUGCGAAGAUUCCGACACAGUCGCAGACACACCGAAAGAGGAUAUACCAGACAAAAUAGAUGCCAACGAUACUAUCAUGAUAUUUGACCAUUGCACAGACGAGCCUGCCACCCAGGAGCCUUUGAAUCAAGGCAAUAAAAGCCAGGAAGAAACAAUUUCAUCUGCCCAAUCCUAUAAUGUUGAAAAAAAGUUGGCAGACUGCACAAGUCAGUUGCAAACUACACAGAACUAUAACGAUAGCAGACAAGAAAUAAAUCUGUAUAACAUGAACAGCCACAACAAUAAAUCUCUUGGUGAAAGGCAUUUUGAAAUCCGAAACAAUCUAAAAAAUCCUAGGGUCUUACUCGAUAAUAGUUUUAAAUCAAAAAACGAUUCACAAUCGUGCAUUCUAGCCAAUAGCAAGGGAGCUUUCACUCCACUAGGUUCAACCAAUAAGCUCGGUCUUAAUUUUUGGACCAAUAACCCUUCCGAAAUAAGACACAAGCAGCUACCCAGUAGAGAAAUCAAGAUUACUAAACUGACAGGGAUUAGAAGAAGCUCCAGAUUAACGCCACAAACUAGAUUUUUAACACCUCACCAUCUCACAGCCAAUAGAUUGAGGAACUUUCAAAAUAGUGAACUGAGCAAGAUAUGUUCUAUGCGAGAUUUAAAUCUAUGCAAUGGAAACUUGGAUCAUAUUGUCGAUAAACAAACUGUGGAAGAUGAGAUUGAUUCCAAAAUGAAGGCAGCUCAGCAAAAGAAGCAGAAUCUCCUUAAACUAAAGGCGAUGCAAGCCAAAAAUCUCAGGGAGAAGAGAGAGCAAAGGAUGCAACAGUUAAAAAUGUCUAAAGUUCAAGCAUCCAUUAGUACUACCAACGAAAACUUCCACAAAAACAAAGCUAUUAAAUUUGUCACCUCCAAUCACCCAAUUUCCGUUAAUAACAUAGUUAAAAAAUUUAAUAACCUGAAUCAGGAAAAUAAUAAUGCUAAAGGCAAUAUCAAGCUGCUUAAACCCAUAAAAGUUUUCAAAAAAUCUCUUAAUGACAACAAAAAUAACAUUUUUUGCGAAAUUAUUGACUCCGUACGAGAAAACAUUGAUAACGUUCUGGAAGAUCCCCAAAAUUUGGGAAAUGAGAUAGAUAUCAGUUUCAAGCAAGAGCCCGAGCCUUUAAUCAAGCCACUUUACCUAUCGCCUCGACAUCUUGAACUUGAAGUAUGCCUGCAAAGGAUCGACUAUCCAAAAAAUCAUGCUCAGUCAACUAACCAUACUCAACAAAAUAGGAUUUAUCAAAUAAAUUCCCAGCCCUACUUAGAAAAGGCUGGGAGCGAUAUACAAGAUCGCCUUUCCGAAAAAAAUUCCGACCAAACCAAGGUCAGCAUAGGCAAGGGCAAUCUGGGCCGCUUAUCUAAAAACGCUAUGAAUCACCAAGACUCUAUUAAAAGGAGUAGUGAGAGCCUUCGAGACUUGAAUUAUUGUAAAUCAGACGAUCAACCUAGACAUGCUCUAUCUGCCAUUGAUAAUAGAUUAGGGGUUCCAAAUGAUCUACUACCGGAAUUGAGCGAAGAUUUUACUAGGAAUGCUGGGAUUCGGAAAGUAAAAGAAGAAGAAAAGGUGGCUUAUUGUGGAGUGACUUUCGAUAAUUUGUUGAGGGAUUCGGUGGAGUUGAAAGUGUUUGAGAAAAAUAAAGCUAAGCGGUCCAGCAAUUACGACAUAUCAGAUUUUGGAAGCGAUCAAUCUUCCGAAGACGAGGCCAAUCCAAAAAAGCCUAAACCUAAUUGGGCCUUUGGACCUAGCCUGAAAGAGAGCGCAAUGCUACAAGAAUUCGCCCACGGUAGUUUAACUCCAACAAUCAAAUAUUUUUCCGACGCUAGGCGUGAGCCUAAAAUAACCAGUCUAUUCGUAAAUAAAAAACACAAAAAAAUACCACUACUUCCUCAAACCCCGAAAUUUACUCAAAACGGCAGAACCCCCCAAAAUGGGCGAGAAACAGGAGAUUUUACAGAUAUGGAAAGACUUUUAACACAAAAUAUUACUCAGGAAUCUCCUAGAGGUAGUUCCAUCUGUUGGGAUGCUACCUUUAACAAAUUUUAAGCAUUAUGCUAAACACAUUAUUUUGUAAUUAUUAAAAAAAACUGGGUCUGUUAAAUGAUCAAAAU
Gordionus sp. m RMFG-2023 is the source of this 2836-nucleotide messenger RNA. RefSeq lists its product as uncharacterized. The record is from RefSeq and is a predicted model, not a curated record. The transcript has 15 exons. Bases 108 to 2771 code for a protein of 887 amino acids. NCBI's taxonomy places the organism in Eukaryota, Metazoa, Nematomorpha, Gordioida, Chordodea, Parachordodidae.